Messenger RNA from Salvia miltiorrhiza (redroot sage), 1901 nucleotides. RefSeq names its product probable receptor-like protein kinase At2g42960. Gene Ontology annotation, biological process: protein phosphorylation. Gene Ontology annotation, molecular function: protein kinase activity; ATP binding. The record is from RefSeq and is a predicted model, not a curated record. The transcript has 5 exons. The coding region runs from base 660 to 1814 and encodes 384 amino acids. NCBI's taxonomy places the organism in Eukaryota, Viridiplantae, Streptophyta, Magnoliopsida, Lamiales, Lamiaceae.
UAGAAUAAUAUGAAACUUCCAAAAAUGUAUUUAUGUUAGCAGCAGUGUUAUUUUAUAAUUUAAUUGGCCCACGCAAGUACCAGCAGGUAAAGUGUCACAGUCAACUUCAAAAGUGAUUAUUAGUAUUUAAGAAAAGAAAGAAUAGUUGUCAAAAUCUAAUUAACCUUUUCUUUCCUCGUUAAUUUUUUAUUCUUUAGAAAAAAAAUAAAAAAAUUCUGAUGAGGGUAUUUCGUUUCGUGAUUGGUUGAUGCUUGUGUUUUACUUGUUGUGUUAAAGGCCUUGAGGGGCAGAGCAUUAUUUAUCACCUAACUCUGAUGAGUGGAUGCCUUGUUAUUAUCUCACAAUUCCAUGUGCGCUUUGCUUCUUUUUCUCUCUGUGCAACUCAAUCAACUCCCUUUAACUUCAAUUCAACUUCUUUGUUGUUUUUCUCUUUCUUUGCCAUUAUGUAAGUUGACAUUCAUUAAAGCUCAAGGCCAAUCAUGCUAUUUCCAGGUUUGAUGAUUAAAUGCUAGUAAUACAUUAUCCGUGUCUUACUCCCUAACUUGAUCCAGAUUGGCUCUACUCUAGAAAUAGCAAUUCCACUCGGCAAAUCUCUUGCUAAAGAUGUUGAGUUUUCUUGGAAAGUUCACAUCUUUGUUUAUGCUUUAGAGCGGUAGCUAAUGGGUUGGAGUUAUAAUUUUGAUUUAUCAAAGAAAACACACAUCUUUCAUCUCAAGGUGUGGGUUUUAGUGAGCAUCUUCGUAGUGGUUGCUACUGUAUUGCUGGUAUGGCGUUGUAAGAAAUGUAGGAAGAAGAAUUCAGUUGUGAUGAUCCCAAGUGUAUCGAGAGAGAUGAAAGAAAUAAGGGUAGAGGGCAUCCAUGAUGUGGAUUACUUAAAUAAAGAUUGUGAUAAACUUUUGAUGCAUGAUUCGAGCGCCGGUCUCCCUGAGCACUGGUUCACACUGAGGGAUCUGGAGAUGGCAACAAACAAGUUUUCAAAGGAAAAUGUAAUUGGGGAGGGUGGAUAUGGAAUUGUUUAUAGUGGCCAACUCAUCAAUGCUACUGUUGUAGCUGUGAAAAGACUUGUCAACAAUUUAGGACAGGCAGAGAAGGAAUUUAGGGUGGAAGUUGAAGCCAUCGGUCAUGUAAGGCAUAAAAACUUGGUCCGACUUUUGGGCUAUUGUGUUGAAGGCACUCACAGAUUGCUGGUAUACGAGUACGUGAACAACGGGAACCUUGAUCAAUGGCUUCAUGGAGCUCGUGGGCAGCUUACAUGGGAGGGACGAAUGAAGAUCCUGCUGGGCACAGCUAAGGGUCUUGCAUAUCUGCAUGAUGCAAUUGAGCCCAAAGUGGUUCAUCGAGACAUUAAAGCAAGCAAUAUAUUGAUUGAUGAGGAUUUCAAUGCUAAAAUAUCUGAUUUUGGACUGGCCAAGUUGCUGGGUGCUGGAAAGACUCAUAUUGUAACAAGAGUUAUGGGCACCUUUGGAUAUGUUGCUCCAGAAUAUGCAAGCAGUGGGUUCCUAAACGAGAAGAGUGAUGUGUAUAGCUUUGGGGUUUUGCUUUUGGAGACGAUAACCGGGAGAGAUCCCAUGGAUGCUCAUGAGAAGAACCUGGUGGACUGGCUCAAGAUGAUGGUCGCAGCCAAACAGGCAGACCAAGUAGUCGACCCCAAUCUCCACGCCAGGCCGUCUACCUCUGCCCUUAAACGAGCUCUUUUGACUGCCUUGAGGUGUGUGGAUCCCAAUGCCCAACAAAGACCUACAAUGACCCAGGUCGUCCGAAUGCUCGACUCAAACCAAUAUCCAAUACCAAGAUACCCUCGUACCACCACAUAGCAUAACCCUUCUUUCUUUUAUUACUUCAAUCUAUACUUUAUACACUAUUCUUCUUCUUCUAAUAAUAAUCACAUCAAACCAUUUAUA